Guyanagaster necrorhizus is the source of this 352-nucleotide messenger RNA. RefSeq lists its product as uncharacterized. The transcript is spliced from 4 exons. NCBI's taxonomy places the organism in Eukaryota, Fungi, Basidiomycota, Agaricomycetes, Agaricales, Physalacriaceae. The annotation marks the transcript as partial. The record is from RefSeq and is a predicted model, not a curated record.
CGUGUCACCAACUAUCUUGACUAUUAACUACUACAGGGUGACGGCAAGGUUUCAUUACAGCAUCGGUUUAGUGCUUGCACUCCGAGCACUUACAUUGGCCGGUAGCGCAGGAACAGGAGCUGCAGCUGCACGAAGCGGUGCUGCAAGUCUGGGAGACGGGGACCUCGGUGGUAGCCAACAUGAUGUCUAAGAACGGCGGUUAGGCUGUUUGGAGCUUUGAGGUUUGAGAUUUGGUGGGUUGCUGAGGGCUUUCCUGAUCAUCCAAAAAAUUGCUCUUUGGAUUUACUGGAUCCAAGAGUUAGCGCAGGCUGUUGUUCUACGCCACGCGCCGAGCGCUCACUACGGAUCUUCC